Penicillium chermesinum is the source of this 3147-nucleotide messenger RNA. RefSeq lists its product as uncharacterized. Bases 1 to 3147 code for a protein of 1048 amino acids. The transcript is spliced from 5 exons. Gene Ontology annotation, molecular function: metal ion binding; glycerophospholipase activity. Gene Ontology annotation, cellular component: cytoplasm. Lineage: Eukaryota; Fungi; Ascomycota; Eurotiomycetes; Eurotiales; Aspergillaceae. The record is from RefSeq and is a predicted model, not a curated record.
AUGGCGGGCGCGGACCAAAAGUCCUUCCUGGGGGCUUUCUCCCCAUGGGCCACUCCGAGAAGCUCGACUCCGCGACCGGAGAGCCAGACGAAGCCGGAAGCAUUGCAGCGAUCUACAGGAGAAGACCACACCGUGACCCACCGACACCGAGUGAACCAGCGCCUCUACCCCGCCGACUGCCCUCCGUUGAAGGUUAGAUGGUUCUACGCUGUCGAUGCGCCCAAACGCAAGCCUGCCUUGCUCGACACCGAAAAGAAGGCCGAGCAGAAGCCCUUACCCAAGCCGAAGAAAUUUGUACCUUUCUCCGUGAAGGAUUCUCUUUCAAUCGAAUCGACCUUCCAGCAGCUAUCGGAUUUCGAAGAGGCUAGCAAGAGCUCCCAACCUUCCCAAACGUCUCAACAAUCACCAACAAAAAAUGUCCCUGUGAAUGAAGAUUACCUCUUUGAUGUCAACAUUGAAGCUCGGGAAUUGAGCCCUGCUUACUGGGUCGGCCCCGUGUACGAGGUUCGCCGCGGGACGUGGUUCUUCCAAGAAGGAUCGGCACUGAGACCCUGCGAGGAGAAUCUUGCAACACAGCUAGAAGAAGGUUAUUUGAAAUUACGGCCGUGGAGGACAGAAGCGUCGGAAGGUAGUGCAAUCGACACGAGCCUCCAAGACGGACAAAAAGAGAAACCCGCGACAGCAAACCAGCAGUCUAGCGCCGGCGUGGCCAAACAAGCAGACACCUCGAAGACUUCUGCCGCAGAAGCUGGAAAUGAUCCCGCGGUGUCCUCCUCCCCCUCAAAGAAUACCGUUUAUUCGGGGCCCUGGAUAAAUACUGACGAUUUCGUGUCACGCGUAAGCACCACUGUCUUUCAGAAACUAGGUCGUGCGCCAGGUACCAAAGUCGUACGAGGCCUCCUUGACCUCCGCAAAGGCAAAGAAUCUUCUGAAAAUCGUGGGUCUGAACGGAGACCAACGGAAAGCGCUUCGAACACUGCCAACCCCAGCCCGCCCACCGGUGAGAUGGAACAAAAAGUCUUGGUCCCCGGGUCUUCUCCUUCAUUAGAGAAGACCAUAUCUACCACCGACCCAACCCCGAGACGGCCCAAGUCUACGCUUGAGCGGCAAAUGUCUUCCCUUGCCGGAGAGCCUCAAAAUUCGGCUGAGCUCGAGGAAGAAGCUCGUCAGCAAGAAGAGAAGGAGAUGGAAGAUUCGCGGGAAGUGGAGAACGAAGAUCGGGAACGGGAUAUUGAUCACCUUGUCCUUGUGACCCAUGGCAUUGGACAGCGACUUGGAUUACGUUUGGAGAGUAUUAACUUCAUACACGACGUCAAUGUGCUUCGAAAGACGCUGAAGACUGUCUACAAAGCUUCUCCUGACCUCCAAGCCCUAAACUCCGCCUUUGCGGACAGCAAGGACAACUGCCGCGUCCAAGUUCUUCCCGUCUGCUGGCGCCAUCUGCUAGAUUUUCCCUACCGCGGGGUCCGGCAGAACCGGAAGGAGCUGGACUUGACCGAUGCUGAUUCACUGGAAGACGACGCAUAUCCCAGCCUUGCUGACAUUACCCUGGAGAGUGUACCCGCUGUUCGCAACCUCAUCUCAGAUCUGGCAAUGGAUGUCUUGCUUUAUCAGAGCGGGUAUUGCGACCAUAUCUCGAAUAUUGUGAAGCAAGAAUGCAACCGGAUUCUUCAGCUUUACAAGGAACGAAAUCCUUCUUUUCAUGGGACCGUGAGCCUUGUCGGCCAUUCUCUCGGCAGUGCAAUCCUUUUCGAUAUCUUGUGCCACCAGCCAGAUAUGUCUUCCAUAAAUGAAGAACAGAAACUCGCGGCGGAUGGGAGUGAUGACAUGAAAUCGCACCGAAGACGAACAAAUGCCUUGAAUUUCGAGUGCGAAGAGUUCUUCUGCCUGGGGUCUCCCCUCGCGCUAUUUCAAAUGUUGAAAGGCAAGACCGUUGCCGGUUACUCCCCCGUUGGUGGAACCGCACGAGACCGUAAAAAUACCCUCGACUCCGAGCUCAAGUCUUUUGGAUCUAUGAAGCACUCCAAGAAGCCCUCACACAGUAACACCGAUUUUACGAACAAUUCUGCCCUUAUUUCUGCCCCGAAGUGCCGCGAUAUCUACAAUAUCUUUCAUCCUUCUGACCCAGUGAGCUACCGCCUAGAGCCCCUUAUUUCACCAGCAAUGGCCACUCUCAAGCCCCAAUCUCUCCCAUCGGUUAAAAAGAGCCUAUGGACUGCAUCUGGCCAGAGCCUCUCCAUCCUUCGAGAUCGCAUGGGACAGAGCGUCGGCUCCCUUUGGACUAACAUCACCUCCGGAGUCGCAAGCAGCUUGCUUAACCGGCACUUGGGACUCACUGCCGAGGACGCCUCUGCUGCCGCCAAAGCCAACCAGGCCACAGGCCACAAACGAACCCAGUCUGGCUCUCCCAGAGAAGCAUCGCAAGAGGACGAGCACUUCCAUAUUUUGAUUGAUCCGGAUAUCGAGACACUCUAUGAUGGGCUGCAUCAGGGAACCCCCCCCGAAGAGCAAGAUCGGAAGAUGAAGUUCGAAGAUGCGAAAGUCCGCGCCUUGAAUGCAAACGGCCGAGUCGACUAUAGCAUCCAGGAGGGAGCUUUUGAUAUCUCGCUGAUUGCUAGCAUUGCGAGUCAUCUGACCUACUGGGGCGAUGAAGAUGUGAACCACUUCAUGUUGUCUCAGAUGCUCUCGAGAAAGUCGCGACAUCGGAUGAACGCCGAGCUCCAGCAGGUCCAUAAAGUAUGGGAGCGCACUCGUACCAACAGCCCGAUCUAUGAAUUUCUUCUUAAUGAGGUGGAGAUUUAUGAAGCGGAGAGGGGGUUGGUACGAGCUCGACUCCAACUGGGCCCUCGCCAGCUUAAUUCCAAGGGCUCAGUGCAUGGGGCAUUCUCUGCGACCGUCACUGAUUGGGCGGGCGGCAUGGCGAUUGCCACUCAUGGACUCGACUCGACCGGCGUGAGCACUGACAUCCACGUAACAUACCUGUCGAUGGCGAUUGCGGGCGACUGGAUUGAGAUCGAAAGCCGGGCCAGUAAGGUUGGCAAAUCGUUGGCGUUCACCACGGUGACGAUCUCCAAACGAACGGAGGAGGGCCUGACGAUCGUCGCCCAGGGGACGCACACCAAGUACGUGCGGACUCGAUCAUCAUAG